AUGUUGGAAAAUAAUUUAAAAGAAUAUCAUCCACAAAAAUAUUAUUUAAAAAUAAUAUGUCAUGUAUUAUAUUGCUUUGGUUUGGGUAAUUUUUGGUAUGAAAAAACGAAACGUAAUAAUAUACAUAAAACUACAUAUGUAUUGUGGGUAAUAAUAGCAAAUUCAUUUAUAUUUCUUAUGAUUUUAAACGAAUUUUUAGCGUAUAUACGUAAAGAUUUAAACAUAAAAGAAAAAGGGGAUUUAAUUUUAUUUAGUUUCGCACAUCCAUCGAUAGUUGCGAAAAUAAUGGUGUUCUACAUAAAACGAAAGGAAAUAAAGGAUACGCUACAGAUAUUGUUGGAAGGGAAUAAAUUUUGUAAUCUUACAACACUUGAGAAAUCUUCUAUGAAGCGAGCUAGAUACUACUGCACGUCCUUGCUCAUCAAUAUUUUUGUCAUACUCGUUAGCGCAACGAUUGAGGGCAUUCAAAAUUAUCUUCAAGAAGGAGUACCCAUACGUACAGAAGUUACAUAUCUGCCGUAUCGAGAAAGCUCCGGUAUCACAGUCAACAUCUUUAGGUUCCUUGUCCAAUUCCAUUGGUGGUACCUGAUGGCAAUUAUGUAUUCAAUCGACUCUCUAUCUCUCUGUUCCUUAGUAAUCUUAAGUUACAAAUUCAAGGAAGUUCGUCAUCAUUUUAACAGUUGUCGGAUUGAAAUGAUUAAAUUGUCUAAAAGCAAACAAGAUUCAAUGGAUGAGUUAUUCGAAGAGAAUUUUAUCGUCGGUAUUAAACUUCAUCAAGAUGCUUUAAGAUGUGCUCGGAAAAUUCAAAUGUCUCUUGGAAAACUUUACACUGUACAAGUUGCGGAAAGUAUAACAAUGCUUGUGAUAUGUCUUCUGAAGGUUACGAUAGCUGUACGUGACAUAGCUUCGUUGGUAAAGAAUUUUAUGUUUAUAUCAUGUGUUAUUUUACUUAACGGAACAUAUAUGAUGUCUGGCGGUGACGUCACUCAUGAGGCGUCUUUGAUCUCGGAUUCCGUUUUCCACUGCGGCUGGGAAUACGGCAGGAUGAGCAAGGGUCUGCGUAGCCUGGUCGUGGUUACGGUACAGCAAAGUCAGGUGCCGAUCCGCAUGACAGCGUUCGGGGUCUUAUGUUUAUCUUACAAUAGUUUCAUUACAGUACUCCGACUUUCAUAUUCAUUUUUUGCCGUAAUGUAUUAGUUGAGAUGAAAACAGAAAAUAAUAUCAUGCGGUAUUUUUCA
Papilio xuthus (Asian swallowtail) is the source of this 1238-nucleotide messenger RNA. It is a transcript of the gene Or-17, whose product is annotated as olfactory receptor 17. Bases 1 to 1197 code for a protein of 398 amino acids. NCBI's taxonomy places the organism in Eukaryota, Metazoa, Arthropoda, Insecta, Lepidoptera, Papilionidae. The record is from RefSeq and is a predicted model, not a curated record. The transcript is spliced from 6 exons. Gene Ontology annotation, biological process: sensory perception of smell; detection of chemical stimulus involved in sensory perception of smell. Gene Ontology annotation, cellular component: plasma membrane. Gene Ontology annotation, molecular function: olfactory receptor activity; odorant binding.